AUGUCCGCCGCAACAGCAGGGCCUCCGGCUCUGCCGCACCGGUCCACGACGAUGCACAGCGUCGCAACCAAUGCUACGAGUGACGAUGAGGGAGUUAUGGGAGAAGAUACUAGCGAGACCACGCGCCUCCUGCUCGAGCGUCUGCAAGCAUGGAAACACAUGUGCGGAUAUUUGGAGGAGUAUAUCGAGGCCACGGCCAAGUUGCAGAAGUCGCAGGCAAAGGACUACGAGAAAGUGCUCAAGACCGUGAGCAACCCUCUCAGAGAGGGCCACCACUUCGACCAAAGCUUAGAUGGCGUUUCGGGAAUGUUUGAAACGUUGCGCAACAAUACAAGGGGAGUGUCCAACAUGCACAAUGAAACAGAACAAAAUCUCAAAGGCCAAGUACUCCCCAUUCUGGACCGUCUCCACAAAGAGAUCAAGAACAAGGCCAAGGAACUCAAUUCGGGUGCCCUCAAGGGAUCCAAAGCUGUCGACAAGGCCCGUGGUCUUACUCAGAAACACAUUGAACUCCUCGGUCAGUAUGCUGCUGUUCACGGAGCAUUCGCCAGCAACAAGAUCGAGCCGCAACACGACCCUUACGUGUUGCGCCGCGGCAUCAACCAUCGCCUGAACAAGCAGGUUAUUGAAGAAAACAACAACCGAAAGGACACGAUCACAGUGCAAAACUCGUUUGCCGAAUUCGAAGCCCACGUCAUAGAGACCGUGCAGCUCGCCAUGAACACGUUUUUCCAGUUCAUGGGCGCUCAACUGGAUCAACAUCGCGCCUUGUAUGGAGACAUCACCGGCAGCGCAACAAAAAUCCCCGGAGACUACGAAUGGGCCCGCUUCAUCAAGCGCAACGACGGCAUCCUCAUCGACCCAGACCAGCCCCCCAGAUCAUUCAACAACAUCACCUUCCCCAACCAGGACCACGCAUCUACCAAGCCCACGAUCGAAGGAACAUUGGAGCGCAAGUCCCGUGCAAUCAUCAAGGGCUUCAGCUCUAGCUAUUAUGUAGUUACGCCUGCACGAUACCUGCACUCAUUCAAGGACACGGACGAUUUUGCCAAGGAUCCCACGCCAGAUCUGACCCUUUACCUGCCAGACUGCGUCAUUGGCGCCAUUGACGGGGUCAAGUUCAAUAUCAAGGGCAAGGAUGUCUCGGGUGGUAAAGUCGGUAGCGCGUUCACCACCACCACCGAGUUUCAGUUCAAGGCACACACCCCCAACGAUGCUGAGAAGUGGUGGCGAGUCAUCAAAGACUCAAGUGCAGCUGAGGCGCCUCCUGCUCCGUCGCCCAUCAACACUGAGCCGAGCGGUAUCAAUCGUGCUCCCAGCCAUUUUCACACUUCCCCUGGUGGAUCUGCAGUGUGA
Molecule: messenger RNA, 1356 nt
Organism: Talaromyces atroroseus
Lineage: Eukaryota; Fungi; Ascomycota; Eurotiomycetes; Eurotiales; Trichocomaceae
Exons: 4
Coding region: 1-1356 (451 amino acids)
Source: RefSeq, a predicted model, not a curated record